AUGAAGUCCACAUCUACGCCCGUCAUCUUCUGCUCGCAUGGAUCGACGAUGAUGCUCGGCGAGGACUCCUCCGCGGGUCGGUACUGGCAAAAGGUCGGCGAGGAGGCGAUGGCGCGCAAGAUCGAGGGUGUCGUGUUCAUGGGAGCGCAUUGGGAAGUCAAUGGAAAUGGAUUCGAGAUCGCGAGCAAUGCAUCGGAGCCCGUCAAGCAGCCGGUCGCAUGGGUAUCGCCCGACAAAUACAUCGAUUACAACGUGAGCUGCGACGAUCGUUCUCGGCCAUCUUGAGCCGACGAUGACCCCGAGAGGCUGACGAGUUCUCUUCCGAAACUUGGCAAUAGAUCAACGUCUCGCCCAAGCUGGCAGAACGGGUACAUGAAUCCUUGACCGCGGCUGGCAUCGAGUCCAAGCUCAACCCUAAUGUCGAAUGGAGUGAGUCUGUGAAAUCGCCCCGAGGACCAUACUCUUCUCGGAAUUGCCAGCUGACUCUGUGGCUUGGGCUCGCAUCACUAGUUCACGACGUGUUCCUUGUCCUGACCUGGAUGUUCCCGAAGAAGUCGCCCCCCGUCACCCUCAUCUCAACCAACGCUUACUAGUGAGUACUCACGCUCAUUUCAGCUCAAACAACGAGUGACUGACUAUGAGACCUGCGCACAGUGACCCCUAUUCGCACGUUGCUGUCGGUGCGGCCCUCCGCCACCUUCGACACGAGAACAUCCUCUUGAUAGGAACCGGGGUAGGUCAUGCUUCCAGCACCAGCUUCCAGCACAUCGCUGACACCGCAGCGUCUCUGAAAUAAUAGGGUACCGUGCACAACCUCUACCGCAACGCAUGGGGCAACAUCAUCCUGCACCAGGAUAACUUUGCCCAGACCAAGCCCCCAGAGCCCUGGGCUAUCGCCUUCCGCAACGAGGCUUGUGACGCUCUGACCCUUAACUCUGGCCCGGCAUUGCGCAAGGCGGCCAUGCGGCUCAUGCGCAACCCAUUGUACCGCGAUGCCCACGGAACCGAUGAUCACUUUGCGCCCGUGCUCUUCUGCGCGGGCGCGGCGGGCGAUGCCGAGGAUGAAGGGACAAAGAACUCUGCCACGGCCGAAGUCUGGGAGCUUGAGCAGAUGUGCAACGUAAGCCUCUAUCUCGCCACUGCUUUCUUCGACCCUUCAUCUGACACCCCUAUCCUUUCUCCCCAACCAGACCCAAUUCCAGUUCGGCGAGUGGUAG
Messenger RNA from Microbotryum saponariae, 1217 nucleotides. NCBI's taxonomy places the organism in Eukaryota, Fungi, Basidiomycota, Microbotryomycetes, Microbotryales, Microbotryaceae. The record is from the annotation of a GenBank genome assembly.